AUGUCCAUGACAUCAGGACGUCAAGCGUUUACUUCCGAGUGCAGAGAUUCAAAUACCACAAAUUCAUUUUGGUUGGCUAAUUCACCGACUCUCACACUUGGCUCUACGAUGCAGGUCGUGGGGUCCGGCCCCAUCGGCGCCACCUAUGCCAAGAUUCUAGCUGACGCCGGCAAGGAUGUCCUCAUGGUUGAGACUGGCACCCAGGAAAGUAAGAUUGCUGGAGAGCAUAAGAAGAAUGCUAUCAACUACCAGAAAGAUAUCGAUGCCUUUGUGCAUGUCAUUAAGGUAAUCAGCUCAAGAAUUAGCACCUUUGAGUGUAUUUCUCUAACUUUCGAUCUUCUCCUCUUUCAGGGAAGUCUACACUACACGUCUGUACCGACCAACAAAGCCGCCGUUCCUACACUGGCUCCGAUCUCCUGGAAAGCGAACGGCCAAAUUUUCAACGGACAGAAUCCCCGCCAGGAUCCAAACGUAAACCUGGAUGCCAAUGGUGUGGCACGUAAUGUGGGCGGCAUGUCUACCCACUGGACUUGUGCGACUCCCCGACAGAAAGAGAAGGUUGAACGCAGCGAUAUAUUCAGUGGUGACGAAUGGGAUAGCCUGUACAAGGAGGCAGAAAAGUUGAUCGGAACCAGCAAGACUGUGCUGAAUGACUCGAUCCGGCAAGAAUUGGUCAUGGAGAUUCUGAAUGACGAGUACGGGAAGCGAUCAGCCGAACCACUACCUUUGGCUGCAAAGAGGAAUGGCAAUACGGCCUACAUCACUUGGUCAUCCUCGUCAACUAUCCUUGACGCGAUGAACUGUAAGAAGAAAUUUACACUAUGGCCCGAGCACCACUGUGAGAAGUUUAAAGUCGAGGAAACAGAUAACGGGCCACAGGUCACCAAGGCUAUAAUCCGCAAACUCGCCACAGAUAAACUGAUUACAGUUAAGGCGAAAGUAUUUAUCGCUUGCGGGGGGCCUAUACUUACACCCCAGCUACUUUUCAAUUCGGGCUUCGUGCCGACAAAGCCCAACAGGGAUCCCAGAACCCAAAUACCAUUAGAAGACGACGAGAAAGGCAUCCCACCUCCACCGGAUACUCUGGAGCAUCUCAAGCUUCCUGCUCUAGGACGCUAUCUGACAGAGCAAAGCAUGUGCUUCUGCCAAAUUGUUCUGAAAAAAGAAUGGAUUGAGGCAGUGGCUAAUCCAAAAAAGAACCCUUAUCAAAGCGAUGGGGUGAAACGCAAAAAGUGGGAGAAGCUCAAGGAAGGGUGGAAGGAAAGGGUCCAGGAACAUAUGAAAAGGUUUAAUGACCCUAUUCCCUUCCCGUUCGAUGAUUUGGACCCUCAGGUUACUCUACCCUUGGACUAUCACCAUCCGUGGCAUACCCAAAUCCAUCGCGAUGCCUUCUCCUAUGGCGCAGCACCCCCAGCCAUUGAUAAGCGGACCAUUGUUGACCUCCGAUUCUUCGGAACGGUUGAGCCGGACUGGAAGAACUAUGUGACCUUUGAAACCGACAUCAGGGAUGCGUACGGCAUGCCCCAGCCCACCUUCCGCUACAAGCUGAACGAUGAGGAUCGCAAACGGUCGCACCAGAUGAUGAAAGAUAUGGAAGAGGCCGCUGGUGCUCUGGGUGGCUACCUCCCAGGGUCGGAGCCUCAAUUUCUAGCUCCUGGCCUUGCACUGCACGUCUGUGGUACCACUAGAGCUCAGAAGAAGGAGAAAGAGUGUGACCCUGAUCCCAAAGAGACCUCGUGCUGCGAUGAGAACUCCAAGAUCUGGGGUAUCCACAACCUGUACGUGGGUGGGUUAAAUGUGAUCCCUGGUGCCAAUGGGUCCAACCCUACCUUGACAGCAAUGUGCUUCGCCAUCAAAAGCGCGAAGAGUAUCCUUGAAGGGAAUUCUUAG
This is a messenger RNA of Aspergillus oryzae RIB40, 1890 nucleotides long. RefSeq lists its product as uncharacterized. The coding region runs from base 1 to 1890 and encodes 629 amino acids. NCBI's taxonomy places the organism in Eukaryota, Fungi, Ascomycota, Eurotiomycetes, Eurotiales, Aspergillaceae. The record is from RefSeq and is a predicted model, not a curated record. Gene Ontology annotation, molecular function: oxidoreductase activity, acting on CH-OH group of donors. The transcript is spliced from 7 exons.